This is a messenger RNA of Carassius gibelio (silver crucian carp), 1764 nucleotides long. Its product is annotated as cytochrome P450 2J2-like. Gene Ontology annotation, cellular component: intracellular membrane-bounded organelle; cytoplasm. Lineage: Eukaryota; Metazoa; Chordata; Actinopteri; Cypriniformes; Cyprinidae. Bases 52 to 1530 code for a protein of 492 amino acids. The transcript is spliced from 9 exons. The record is from RefSeq and is a predicted model, not a curated record. Gene Ontology annotation, molecular function: oxidoreductase activity, acting on paired donors, with incorporation or reduction of molecular oxygen, reduced flavin or flavoprotein as one donor, and incorporation of one atom of oxygen; iron ion binding; heme binding. Gene Ontology annotation, biological process: xenobiotic metabolic process.
GACCACUGAGUAGAAAUUAGACAAAGUGAGCCUGUCAUUUCCUCUACCACAAUGAUCCUAGACCUGAUCUAUGACAGCUUUGAUUUUAAAAGCUGGAUAAUUUUAUUUUUUGUAUUUCUGAUCCUUGCUGAUAUGAUCAAAAAUAGGAAUCCUUCCAAUUUCCCUCCAGGACCAUGGCCUCUGCCAUUCCUGGGAACUGUCUUCACUAAGAUGGAUUUUAAAACAAUUAAUAAGUUGGCUGAAGUCUAUGGAAACAUAUUCAGCUUAAGAGUGGGCAGUGAGAAAUUGGUAGUCGUGUCGGGAUAUAAAACAGUGAAGGAGGCCCUUGUUACUCAGAAUGACAGUUUUGUUGAGCGUCCACAUGUCCCUCUGUUUCACAAAAUUUAUAAAGGAACUGGGUUAACAAUGAGUAAUGGAUACCAGUGGCGGACACAUAGGAAGUUUGCAGGCCUCCAUUUAAGGAUGUUUGGAGAGGAGAAGAAAAUCCUUGAGCACAGCAUUCAACAAGAGUCUGUCUAUCUCUGUGAUGCCUUUAAGACAGAAAAGGGACCCUUCAACCCUAUGACCAUCUUAAACAGCGCUGUCUCAAAUACUGUUGCCUGUUUGACAUUUGGACAACGCUUUGACUAUCAUGAUGAAUAUUACCAAAGAAUACUGCGUCUUGACAAUGAAUGUGUUCAAAUAGCGGGCUCUCCUAGAGCACAGUUAUAUAAUGUGUGUCCUUGGCUCUUGGAAUACUUACCUGGACCCCAUCAGACUAUGUUUUCAAACUAUAAGCACAUAAUAGGCUUCCUAAGAGGAGAGAUCAUUAAACACAGAGAGGACUGGGACCCUUCAAACCCACGUGACUUUAUAGACAACUACCUGACUGAAAUGGAAAAGAAAAGGAGUGACCCUGAGGCUGGUUUUAACGUAGAAGGGUUAGUGAUAUCUUGCUUAGACAUGAUAGAGGCCGGGACAGAGACCUCUGCUUCUACAUUACGCUGGGGUCUGCUUUUAAUGAUCAAAUAUCCAGAAAUACAGAAAAAGGUACAUGCAGAGAUAGACAGGGUGAUUGGACAGUCGCGUCAACCCUGUUUGGCUGACAGAGUUGAUAUGCCCUACACUGAGGCUGUUAUCCAUGAGAUUCAAAGAUUUGGAGAUGUUGUUCCACUGGGAUUCCCUAAAAAAGCUGCUAAAGACACAACAGUAGGAGGAUUCUUCAUUCCUAAGGGCACCUCUAUUUCAACAAGCCUGUCUUCAGUCCUGCAUGAUCCAAAUGAAUGGGAGACACCAGACACCUUUAACCCAGGACACUUCCUGAAUGAAAAUGGCCAGUUUCGCAAAAGAGAUGCUUUUCUGCCUUUUUCAGCAGGUAAACGAGCGUGUUUGGGAGAGCAGCUGGCUCGUCAGGUGAUCUUCCUGUUCUUCACCUCUCUGCUGCAGCAAUUCACCAUCUCCAAAUGUCCAGGAGAGGAACUCAGUUUGGAGGGAGAGAUAUGGUUCACAAAUGUUCCUUGUCCAUACCGUAUGUGUGUGUCCUCACGUUAGAACAAUACAAAGUCAGUAAGAUUAGAUAUAUGCUUUCUGAUAUGUGUUUCUGGAUGAUUAUCAUUUCCACAUUUUUUUAAAUGCAAUAUUAUUGCAAAUGUAUCAGUAUAUGCAUGAAUGAUUUUGAUGUACUUAAUGUACAUGUAUUGAUACCUGUAUUAAUACUCUGUGUAAAUGAUUUACAGAUGUGUAAAUAAUCAUAUUUGCCAUGUAAAUAAAUUACACUGGUUAAAA